CUAGUAAAGUGAAAACUCCAUUUGCUCCCCUCACCCUGAUCUCCCCAUACCUAGCCUUUCGUUGGCGCCUUUCUAACCAAUUGCCAGGCGUGCACUAAGUACUGACGUCGUAUGUACGUGUGGAUAAUAUACGGAGAUCUGAGAACUUUUUUGCGCACGUACCUUUACGCAUUAUAUACGAAUCCUGCGCUCCUUUAACGCGGUGAUCUCUUCUACUUCGUAGGCUGAUAGGAAAAAUAUUUCUUUCAUUUUUUUUAUUCAUAGGAAAAUGAGCAGUUCUGAGGAGGUAUCCUGGAUUUCGUGGUUUUGCAAUCUUAGAGGCAAUGAAUUUUUUUGUGAGGUCGACGAGGACUAUAUUCAGGACAAGUUUAAUUUAACUGGAUUAAAUGAGCAAGUACCACAUUAUAGGCAAGCAUUAGAUAUGAUACUUGAUCUUGAACCUGCUUGUUUUUAUCCUGUAGAUGAUGAAUUGGAUGGCCAUCCAAAUCAGUCUGAAUUAAUUGAACAAGCAGCAGAGCUUCUUUAUGGACUGAUUCAUGCACGUUACAUUCUCACUAAUCGUGGCAUUGCUCAAAUGAUUGAAAAAUAUCAAGCUGGAGACUUUGGUCAUUGCCCACGUGUAUAUUGUGAAUCCCAACCUAUGUUGCCUCUGGGUCUUAGUGAUGUUCCUGGAGAAGCAAUGGUUAAAAGUUAUUGUCCAAAGUGUAUGGAUGUUUAUACACCCAAAAGCUCUCGACAUCAUCAUACUGAUGGAGCAUAUUUUGGAACAGGGUUUCCCCACAUGCUUUUUAUGGUUCAUCCAGAAUAUAGACCUAAACGUCCAACAAAUCAAUUUGUACCUAGGUUAUAUGGCUUUAAAAUUCAUCCUCUAGCAUAUCAGUUUCAACAACAGUCUGCAUCAACGUUUAAAGCACCAUUGCGAGCUGUUAAUUAUAAUAAUGGAAAACGUUAAGAACAUUGCAACAUAGUCUAGAACAUUUUUUCAUUACUCAAAAUACAAUUCCUAAUUUCGUCCCUAAGGAUUAAAUAAAAUAUUAUUUUUUAUAUUGAUCUUUACACAUCUUAGCAGGGCGCUGAAAUACUAAUCGUUUUGUUUAAUCAUUCUGUAAUUUAAAGUUUGAAUGCGACACUCUAACUUUUCGGAUUUUUCCACGGUAUUUAUAGCGUACCGAAAAGAUUAAGAGCGAUGUACCAAACUAUCAAUGUUCACCAAGCGCCAUGUUCAUUUUUAUUUCAGCUUUAGUAACAAUUUUCUUUCGUAUCAAAAAUCAUACUUUUAUGGUUAUAUCAAUUCUGGUCGAUUGAAACAACAAAAAUGAAAUACAUACUUAAAAUAAUUACUAGGGAGUAAGGAUGCAGAUGAGAAUUAUGAUAAAGUGUAUCUGUUUAAAUGUUUUACAUCUCCGUAAUUGCUACCUACUAGUGUUUAAAACACAAGACCGAUCUCGAAGUACAGGAGCAGGUAGCAGCGGAUAUCGAUUGUUUCUUUAAGCAAGAAAAACGAUAAUUAUAUAAAUUGAAAAUUUGUUAAAUAUAAUUUAAUUUAAAUAUUAAUUAAGCUGCUUAAAAAAGCAAUUUAUUUAUACAUGAUUUAUCUUAAUAAAUAUUAAGCUCACAGAUAAAUAAGGUAUAAAGCAAAUUUAAAAGUAAAGACUGUAUAUUAUUCUA
Molecule: messenger RNA, 1668 nt
Organism: Bombus impatiens (common eastern bumble bee)
Lineage: Eukaryota; Metazoa; Arthropoda; Insecta; Hymenoptera; Apidae
Gene: CkIIbeta
Product: casein kinase II subunit beta
Exons: 4
Coding region: 269-952 (227 amino acids)
Cellular component (GO): protein kinase CK2 complex; cytoplasm
Molecular function (GO): protein kinase regulator activity
Source: RefSeq, a predicted model, not a curated record